Messenger RNA from Andrographis paniculata, 766 nucleotides. RefSeq lists its product as uncharacterized. The coding region runs from base 363 to 659 and encodes 98 amino acids. Gene Ontology annotation, biological process: ubiquitin-dependent protein catabolic process. The record is from RefSeq and is a predicted model, not a curated record. The transcript has 6 exons. Gene Ontology annotation, cellular component: elongin complex. Lineage: Eukaryota; Viridiplantae; Streptophyta; Magnoliopsida; Lamiales; Acanthaceae. Gene Ontology annotation, molecular function: protein-macromolecule adaptor activity.
ACGAAUUUUCCAGCAAAAUCAACUGAUUCUCUUCUUCCUCUCUGUUCUCUGUUCCUCCUUCUUCUUCCCCUCUUCUGCUUUCUUUCUAUGAUCUUUUCGCGUAAAGUUCAAUCCAGGACAGCUUCAUUGUCGCUAUCUUCGUUUUAACGUGUUCAUCCAUCGGAGGCUUUUUGUUGCUGAGGGCUGAUUUCAAUGAUGUUUGCUUGAAGUAAAAUCAAAAUGGGGGUGACUGGACUCCAGGCUUCUUCCUCGAAUUGGGCCACAAUAAAAUUUCCUUCGCAAAGGCCGAAAACUCGACUCCUGCUGCAGAGAGGAGAAAGAAAAGGGCGUGAUCAGUGAUUGGUCGAUGAAUCGAGGUCAAGAUGAAGAAGGAAGAUACACUGAAGCUGAUCAGUGCUGAGGGUUUUGAGUUCAUCGUUGACGAGGAGGCUGCCAUGGUUUCGCAGGUCAUCCAUAGUAUGCUCACCUCUCCAGGAUGUUUUGCGGAGAAAGAACGUAGGGAGGUGAAAUUUCCGGAGAUAAGAACCACCAUUUUGGAGAAGAUUUGCCAAUACUUCUACUGGUCUCUUCAAUAUGCAAGUGGCAAGGAAACUGAGUUCCAUAUUGAACCAGAGCUUACACUGGAACUUCUUAUGGCAGCCAAUUUCCUGGACACCUGAUUUGCACAUGCUUUCUCAGCUCAGUCAAACCCUUCGCUAUAAAAACGGCCACGCCGUCGCCGUCGCCGUCGCUACCAGUUCCAAUUCCAUCGGCAUUUCUCUCCGGC